AUGAAGACAGCCCAGACACUCAUGGUCAAUAAAACCCCCAGAGCUCCUGAGAUUAUAAAAACGCUGGACUGGGAAGACAACGAAGACCACUUUACAAUAGUCAUAGAGCUCCCCCCGCCCUGCAUGGAUUUAAAAAGUUUUGUAAAGCUCCACGGGCAGAGUCUCGAUGAGGGGAUGGCACAAAAGAUCAUGCGGCAGGUCACUGUAGCCGCUGACGGCUGUAUUAAGCGUGGUGCCUUUCAUCGGGAUAUAAAAAUGGAGAACCUUCUAGUAAACCAGGACACCAUGGAGGUGAAAUUGAUUGACUUUGUUUGUGGCACAAAAGCGUACUGUCCACCAGAGGUCACCGUGAAUGGCAGAUACCACGCAAAGCCGACAACAGUGUGUUUGCUAGGAAUCCUCCUGUUUAUGACGGUGUGUGGUUAUCAUCACACAGAAUACGACCUGGAUUUGAUCAGUAGGAGGAGCUGGACCAGGCCUGGCCUGUCACGAGAAUGCUGCCAGAUGAUUUCUUCACGUUUGCAGUCUGAUCCACAGCAGAGGAUCGAUCUGGAGAAAAUGCAUCUCCACGACUGGUUUAAGCCAAAUGUCCCUGAGUCCUCCUCUCCCGAUGUCUCUGAUGUCCAGGCCCUCUUACGCCUCCCCUCGGCCGCGGUCUAUUGGGAGCACGAGGCGUCAAAGCCCUUCGGGGACGGCUUUUUCAAAAGUGGCAUCUCAUGA
Puntigrus tetrazona (Sumatra barb) is the source of this 720-nucleotide messenger RNA. Its product is annotated as serine/threonine-protein kinase pim-2-like. NCBI's taxonomy places the organism in Eukaryota, Metazoa, Chordata, Actinopteri, Cypriniformes, Cyprinidae. Gene Ontology annotation, biological process: regulation of mitotic cell cycle; negative regulation of apoptotic process; protein autophosphorylation. The transcript is spliced from 4 exons. The record is from RefSeq and is a predicted model, not a curated record. The coding region runs from base 1 to 720 and encodes 239 amino acids. Gene Ontology annotation, molecular function: protein serine/threonine kinase activity; ATP binding. Gene Ontology annotation, cellular component: cytoplasm.